Styela clava is the source of this 6307-nucleotide messenger RNA. RefSeq lists its product as uncharacterized. Gene Ontology annotation, cellular component: nucleus. Gene Ontology annotation, molecular function: transcription corepressor activity; protein binding. The record is from RefSeq and is a predicted model, not a curated record. Lineage: Eukaryota; Metazoa; Chordata; Ascidiacea; Stolidobranchia; Styelidae. Gene Ontology annotation, biological process: negative regulation of transcription by RNA polymerase II.
CUCAUCUCACAUGAGAUGGAUAAUACGUAAACGUAUUGACAAAGAAUUCUCUAAUGUUAAAAAUUUUGGCUCACUGGUACAAUCGCCAACGACAAAUUGUGACAAAGAAAAGAUAUGUCCAGUACUCCGCCCAUACCGCACGAUGAAUAUGGGCGAGCGCCCAUGAACUUGCCUACAUAUUUAUACCCCGGAAGCAGUAGUUUGGACUAUUCUUCUCAUCUUAUACCACCAGACGAAAGCAAUACAUUUGUCUCUUACCGUCCAAAAUUUGACCCAGUCAUGGACAUACAAGCCCGCAACAUAAAUUCUAGACAUGAAGCGGGGAGUUCCGGAAGAGAGGAAAUGAAAUCCUAUCCUAGUUCAGUAGAAGAGAAGAACUACAAUAGAAUGUUGACUGAAGUGAUAAAGACCAACAGAGAUAUGAAUCUGGUCAAUAUGGGUCUCGAUGAGUACAAGCGGAGAGAAAACUCAACUCCUCUGAACUCAACGCCCAAGAAUGGAGAAUACGAUGCAACCAGAAGUUUGCAUAACUAUGUAUCCGAAUCCUCUCUGAGAAACUUCACUCCAAAGGCCAAUGAUCAUCUUGCAACGGGAUAUCCAGAUAUGGGGCCGUACUCAACACAAGCAAGACUACGUCAGCAUGCGAUAGAUCCUAGGAUAUCUCCCUUUUCAUCAAUACUGCCAAACUCUAGCCUUCUACAGCAACAGAUGGCACCAUCUUUUUCUGGGUCAUAUGCCCCUUAUGAUAUGCUUUCAUCCUAUCUGAAUCCAUACGCUGCUUUCGAUCCUACUAGAGAAGCUGCAUCUUAUGCUGUGGACAGGAGAACACCUUUUCCAAAGAAUUAUCAUCCAUCCCCCGGUCAUUUGGGACUUAGUCAAGCUGCUGCUGGACUCCAACCAUUGCACCAAGGUUAUCAAGAUCGAGACAUUACUAGAAGUUACAUGAAUGCAGAUACAGCUAACGCUUAUUCAAAAAUGUUCGCUUCGCAAUAUAAUGGCAGCCCAAUGAAAUACAACAAGCAUACAAGUGAACUAGAAUCUUACUUACCAUCUAGGCAUUCGAGUCAUGCAGAUAAUUAUCCACAUUACUCAAACAAUUAUUCUCAAAGCAACAGCCUGAGUAGCUCAAGCAAAGUUGAUCAGAGUGGCAAAUAUCUCUCUAGUGGUUUGACUAAAGAUACUUUGAAGCUUAAUGAUGCUUCAGUAAUAGAUCUCACAAGCUCAAAUUCACCUGGUAUGAAUGCAGAAGCAGAUGUUGUAGAUAAAAAUAAGAAGAAAAAACAGAAAAGUGAACCACCUCCUUUAGUACGUGGACCUGAAUCUGCAUUGAAAGAAAAUGGCGUCCACGUGCAAAAAGAAUUGGACAGAACAAAGGAAUUUUCAAUUCAUCCUAAAAAAGACCAUCCCUCCAUGUCACCGUUUGGCGUGGACCCUCGUUCGUUGAUGUUAACGUAUCCUCCAGUUAAACCUUCCAAAAUAAAUUCUGGAAGUUUAAGUGAUCAAUCAUCGCAACAAAGUAGGUUAUAUGAUCCACCUGGCGAUCCAAAACGUUCACACACAGCCAACAUUGAAUCGCCUCAAAAAUUUAAUGCUCGGUGGCCAUUACCUUCAAGGUAUCAACACCAUACCCCGCCCCCUCAUCUUCAGACACCCCCACACAAUGAUACUUUGAAAAAUGGUCCCCCAUCAAAAAGUUUCAAAUCAAAGAAUGUCUCACAUCCAGGUGGUGAACUGACUUUUAAUUAUCCUGAAGGAGUUACUACCAAAUUAGAUAGAAACCAACAGGCACUGAGGUACCCACCUUCAUUUGAUAAUGGACUUUUACGGCCUGGAUCUCAUCCUUGGGCUAAAAAAGAUGAAUCCAAGCUCUCACCUUGGGAAAACCAUAUAAUGGAUACAGCUAGGGAUGGUAAGAUUCCUUUUAAAAGAAAUUACGAUUUCAGUUCGCAGGGAAAUCCUAGAACCAUCGCUGGAACGAUUCCAGUAACGAAUAAAAUAUCUUCAACCAAAGCAUCCUCACACUUACCAGAUUAUCAGCAUUCAGCGGCUGCACUCGCAGAGAAGUUCUCUCAAGAUGCUAAUGUUGAAAGUUCAACAGACGUUGCCAGAAAUACAGUAAUUCAAUCUACCCCAAAAACUGAAAUGCCAAACAAUAAGGAUGAAGAGAUAGGAAAUUCUGAUGAAAUACAAUUGCAAUGCAAUGAAAAUCUCAAUGUUAAGUCAAUAGAAGAUAAUGCUAUUCAACCCCACAGGACUAGUACAGAUGUCGUCAAAACACCUAACAAAAUUCAUGAAAAAAUCUCACCUUCAAAGCCAGGAAGAAAGAGGAAAGUGUCAAAUGCAGCAAAAGAUGAAGAACAAAAACCGAAGAGAAAAUACACAAAAAGAAGUGAAAUAUGGAAAAAGAAAGGUCCAAAAACUCAGAUUCAACAAAUCAAGGAUGAGGUUAUUCCUUCUCCUACUCUUCCAACUUCAGUAGAAGAAUCAAAAGAAGAAAAAACUGAACCGAAACAAGCCAAUUUAGAUUCCAAACCACAAGAACCAGAGCCUGAAGCAGCACCUGUUGAAAAAAGACAAAGAAAGUCAGGAGAUAUGGAUGAAUAUUUUUAUGGAUGGUUCACCGAUGAAGAAACAGAAAAUGAUGAUUCAAGUGAUGAAGAUUAUAGCUGCCCUACAACAACUACUUGCAAAAUUAACAGAGGAUUGAGAGGACAAGCAAAACAACGAUCAACCAGACGAAUGUCAAUGAGACACAAUGACUCAAAGACAAGUGAAGAAUCUUAUGACUUCAGACAUAAAAAUAAUAAUGAGAAGAUGUAUUCGAGUUCGAAACACGAGAAAAGGGGAAGAAGAAAAAGAAGAACAAGUAUCAAAUCUGAUACUCCUGUUACCACAGAAGGGAUUCCUGUCACAGAUAAAACAAUUCCUGUCACAGAUAAAACUAUUCUUGUCACAGAUAAAACUAUUCCUGUCACAGAUAAAAUUAUCCCAAUCACAGAUAAUACUAUCCCAAUCACAGAUAAUACUAUCCCAAUCAGAGAUAAUACUAUCCCAAUCGCAGAUAAAACUAUCCCAAUCACAGAUAAAACUAACUCAAUCACAGAAAAAGAAUCUGGGAAUGAUGUACCGAAAGUUGAAGAAGAUAUAGGUUGGAACAAAACCAAUAAUGAUGAAAUGUUCAAAAAAAUUGAAGAAAGUUUUCCUAUGGAUCAAAUUUCUGCUGACCUAGAUGAAGUGACCGGUGAACUGAGACAAAUUACAAAACUUCCUAAUUUUGAAGAAACUAAGUUGUGUGAAACGAAAAAACUAGAAAAAUCAAUCGUCGUAGAAAAAAAUGUGAUAACGAAUGAAAUACCUGCACUUGAACCUGUAAGAAAGAAAAGAAAAUAUACCAGAAGAUUGGAUAAAGAUGGACUUCCAAUUAAACGCGUUAAAAAAAUAAAAUGCGAUAUUGAAAAAGGUACGCUUGGUGAUGUUCCCCGAAAGAAGCGACAGUACAGGAAAACAUCAGACCGAUGGUUUAAAAAGUCUGUAAACAAAGGAAAUGAAGUUGUUGACAGUAAUGCUAUUGGUAAACAAAUAUCUCCUGCAUUAUCAGAAAAUUAUUUGAAUGAUAAUAUUAAUCUAUCUCAGGAGUCAAAUCUAGACAUGAAACCACCACUGCAUGACUUGAGGAGACCGAGUCGAGAAGUAUCUCAAAGUGAAGAUAUUAAAAGUUCACCAAACAAACGAAAAUUAUCCAGUACACUUCUAGAACAAUCCAACAAUACCUCAAUAAACAGUACUCAGGAAUCCACAAUAUCGAAUGCAUCUAAAGUAGAAAAUGACAAUUCUGAAAAACUUCCUGAAGGUCUCCUCCAUAUCACCACAAGACUGCACGAUGCUAAUGUCCAAAAUACCUCAAAAAGCGAUGACGCUAAAUCAGACACUCCAAUCAAAGUUAAAAAGAAACCUGGUCGUAAACUAGGAUGGAGAAAAUAUCCACAGCAACAAGCAUCUCUGAUGAAAGGCCCAGUAUUUAAAGAGGAAUUUAUUAAUACUGAUGGCAAGCAUACUAAUGCACCAGUUAAGAAAAAAUAUAAAAAGCCUAAAGGUGAUGGGCUCACAAGAUUCGGAAGAAGAAAAAGAGGUCGAAGACCAAAGCAUUUGUUACAAAAAUCCCCUGAAUCUGCUCUUUCAAAAUUACAGAAUGUCAAGCAUAGUACACCAAAUAAAAUGUACUUGAAGCAUCAUCCUAGAAAAUUAAAUUUGACAUCAAAAUUGGAGAAAAGACUUGGAAGACCACCUCUUAAACAUAAAAGACAUCUUAAUAAUUUUCUACCUACAGAUCGACUUCGUACAGCUGGUGAUUCUGCGAAAGAUCAUAGUAACAUACAAAAAAUAUUUCCAUCAAAUGACAAAAAGGAUAUUGUUCACAAAAUAAGUGAUGAAUUACAAAGUCAAGAAUAUGAAUAUGAUUUUACGAAUGAACUGUCUUUGUAUAACAAUGGGGAUGAUGACGAUAAUGAAGGUGGUGAUCUGAGCCUGAAUUUGCCAGAGAAUGAUGAAAGUAUAGCAACUCCGUCCUCUCCGCAGCCAUGUCAAUCAUCGAGACCUCAGACUCCGACUUUCUAUCAGAAUUCACCUUUUCCAUCCUACUUGAAGAAACUUUGUUGCAACUCUGCGAUUGGUGAAACUCAACUUCACAAAGCUGCUAGAAUGGGAUUUGUGGAAAAUAUCCGAUAUUACUUAGAAAGUGGAACCAAUGUCAAUCAGACUGAUAAUGCAGGAUAUACAGCAUUACAUGAAGCAUGUGUUCAAAAUAAUUUAGAGGCUGCUAUGUUACUCCUACUAUUUGGUGCUGAUGUCAAUAAAAAUGCUGUAGAUGGUACAAGGCCACUUCAUGACGCUGUUGAAUAUGAUCAUUUGGAAGUGGCAAGGUUAAUGUUGGCAUGUGGUGCUGAUCCAAUGUUAAGCAAGUUCUCCGGUCGAGCGAUACCACACAUGAUAAGAAGUCACAAAAUGAGAAACUUUCUUGAUGCUUAUUUCAAAGAACUAGAAGAUUUAACUGAGGAUUGUGAACAACCAAAGGAACUUGAAUGGAAAUUUCCUUGUUCAACAGUUUUUGAUAAAAAUACACCUCACUGCUACAAUACUUUGGAUGAACCACCAGAGAUUGAACAAGAGCAAUAUUUUGAAUUUGAAUUAUUUGAUGAACCUCCAUGCAAUACAUACUUACUACAACCUGAAGAGGAAUCAGCGAGAUCCAACUUCUGUUUACUUGAUGAUUAUUUAAAAGCAACGGAAAAACAAGGAAAUAGAAAGGCCAGUAUUCGAAUUACAACAAUAGCAAGAGAUCAAUUUGUUAGUCAAGUUGAAGGAAACCAAAUGCAAAACAAAUUAUUCAAAAAGAUGGUAAAACCAAGUUUAUCAAGUGAAGUUGUUGAACUCAUCGCAUUAGACUCUGAGGUGAGCAAAUCGACUGGUGCUGAACUUGUUCGAGUGGAUAUCUUCGAAGAUAUUUCUCCUAUUGAUAAACAAGAAUCAAAUGGAAGUUUAGAGCUAAAAACUGUAGAUGAAACUACUGAAGUUUCACCAGAAGAAGUGAAUGUGGUUUUACCGAUAUCUGAAAAAGCACAAAUUGAGAGACUGCACACAAUAGAACCACGAGAUUAUGAGAAUUCCGCUGAAGUCGCAAGCGUUGAUGUCAACGAAAAGACCAAAGAUUCUUGUGAAGUCAGCACCCAUGGAUCUUGUGAUGCUGGUAUGUGUGAUAGUAACAAUUCAGAAGCUGAAAGCGAAUCCCAUUCAAAUUGUACAAAAAGUUUCGAAGACAAAACCAAGACAAGUACAGAUGUGGUAAAAACAAAUGAUUGCGGCUCUUCAAAUCAUCCAACAACAGCAGAAAAUUCUACACCUGAUCAAGGUAGUUAAAAAUAUAACAGGCCAAGAUAUAUCCGAUUUUGUGAGGAGGUGGUCCAUGUGAUCAGAGAUUUAGCCUUUGUGAAUGAAUGUUCUGACUAACCUCUGUCAUGUUCCUGCACAUUUCUGUAUAUGAUUUUGUGGUAAUAAUGGUGUCUUCUUUGUUCAAACCACUUUUCUUUAUCAUUGACAAACUGGAUUCAAUCCAGAGGCAAUUCACAGAAAAGGGCCAAUUUGUUUUUAUUUUUCACUUCCUUUCAAUUCAAAUCAUGUACUUUUCUUUCUAUAUGUUGCAAUUGCUUCCUUUGCGUCUCUAUUUCAUACAACACACCCUUAAUUUCUCUACAUUAAUAUCUCUCGUUUUCUGAUUUUUAUAAAGUUUCAAAUAAAACAAAUGCUUUCAAAA